AUGUCUGUGGCGAUCUCCUCUGAUGAGGAAGAUGGCGGCGGUGCUGCGGCCGCUUCUUCUGCUGCUUUGGUGUCCAGCGAGGACGUGUCUGAGCAGCUUGUGGCAGCUUCUGAAGGAAGCUUGUCGGAGCAAGCUCUGGUGACUGCAGAGAGUUCUACCUUACAGCCUUCUUCAGGUUCUGGAAAGCAGAAGAGACUGCUGCACUUCUGGAAGCCCGAGCACCCUCUAGCAGAGAAGCCUCCUCUGGAGAAGGAAGCUCAGCCCAAGGGCAGGCCACUGUCCGCUGCCAUGAAGCAAAUUCUGGCAGAAGUGGCAAGAGAGUCUGUUGUAGAACAGACUGACGAAGAAGCCCGUCUGGAAGCUCAGCGACGCUACGCGAAGAAGAAGAACACUGGCAGACCAAAGAAUCUGCCUGGAGCUCCUUCUAAGAAGCGCUCUGCAGAGAUGCCUCUGGCAGUGCAAGCCCGUGUUCUGAAGCAGAUGAAGACAGAGAUGCCUGGCUUUAGUUCUGAGCAGGACUUCGCUGCAAGCAUGAGCCGGAAACUUGGUCUGGACAAGAAGUACGUGAAGAAGCUCUGGGCUAGAAGAGACAACGUUCUCUUGCAACAGUCUGCGCGGAACUUUUCUGUGCUCCCUGGCAAGCACCUCUCUGCCAGGAGCUGGCCGCAAGACAGAGUUUUCUGCCGUGAAGACCGCUCUGCGGACCUGGUUCGAGGAGUCUCGUGCCUACGGGCACUCUGUGAAGAAGCGGCAUCUGCUGUCGCAGUGGCAGCUUCUGUGAGCAAGGAGCUUCUGAAGCUCAAGUCUGCGAAGAGUGCCUCUGCAGACUCCUUCGAGCGGGGUCGUCUGGAUCAAAAGAUCUCUGAAGGCGAGAAGCAGCUGCAGUCUGCUGCGAAAGAUUCUGGCAAGAACCGUCUGAGGCAGCUGUUGCUGGAUGUCGGUGCCAAGAAUCUGGAGCCGGAUCUGAAGACGAAGCUGUCUGAGUCUGAGGAGAUGGUCUCUGCGAAGCUCACUUACCAGAGUCUGGACCGCACUCUGUGGACAGCCUGCUUCGCACCUCUGGAGGAUCUGGCGACCAGGGUUGCCAAGCCCUCUGAGUUCAGAGAGCAUGUCUCUGAUUUGGUCGUGAUCUGCUCCGACCAAAUCCCUCUGUGGAUAAAGUCUGGCAGCGAGCGAGAGCUGUUUGCUGAGUGGGAGCACAACCCUCUGCCCCAGCAGCAUCUGCGAGAGGCUCUGAAGAAUCACCAUCUGUCCUCCUCUGACCAGGUGAAGUCUGGCGAUCUGGUGGCACCUCUGCUGCAGGCUGUGAAGCCGUCUGCUGAAGCUGCCCGUGCCUCUGGUCAGAGGCAGAAGAGGGCCUUUCUGGACGCGGACUCUGUGCGCUACCGUGUCACCUACGAGGCCAGGCAAGCUCUGUACGGCCUCUGCAAAGACCCUGCUCUGGAGGGCGAGUCUGGUUUGAGCGGGCAAGUUCUGCCUGGUCUUCUGGUGGUGCACGGCUCUCACGCUCGUCUGAACAACAUCGACAGCUCUGGUCGAUUUCUGCGAGACGAGACGUUUGAGUUCUCUGGCAAGAUGAUCUGCCGCAAAGCAGGCUCUUCUGCUGGCAAUCUGCUCCGUGGCUGGAGGCAGGCCCGGGACAAGGAUCCUUCUCUGUUUCGCCAGAUCAGUCUGAUGAGCCAGCCCUCUGCGAAUGUGGAUGGCAUCAUCUUCGCCUGGGCUCAGGAGGAGCUGGCUGCUCUGGCACCUGCCUCUGUCCAUGUCCGCGACUGCUUCGCGGCGGCCUGGUCUGUCUCUGGGGCAGAGUCUCUGUUCUACUCGCAGAGUCUGCAGACGGUCAUUGGACCGAAACUGACUGCGAGUCUGCAACUGACUGACACAGACUAUGCCAGAUCUUUCAAAAGUCUGGCAAGGUCUGCCAUGGACGACCUGAGGCAUGCCGGUCAGACUGCUCUGCUGGCAGCUGGCGAGAAGGAGUUCUGGCGAGCGAGCCAUCUGGACAUGGCGACGGCUGUGGUGCAAGCUCAGACGAAGAUGUCUGAGCGACAGGCCUCCAAAGACUGGAUCGUGUCUGGUCUUCGCCGCAACGGCCUGCUGGCUUACAGACCGGACUUCUCCAAGCAGACUCUGGUGCCUCUGAAAGACGAAGACUGCUGCGGCGCCUCCAUGGGUUCUGCAAGGACGAAGCCAGCCUGGCUGAAGGAUCGCUACUCCUGGCUGGAUGCAUCUGGCAUUCCAGCCCAGCCGGACUGGUCUGCUCUGCACGGAGCCAAAGUCGUGGCGGAUCUGGUGGAAUGGAGCUACCACCAGUCGGACUCGCAGGACGAGGCUCUGGAAAGCCAGGUCUCCGAGGCCCUUCUGAACGUGCACGAGAUGCCACUGGAUCUGCAGCUCCCCUGCAUCGAAUCUGGCGUCCUGACACUUUCUCUGGACCUGCAACGUGCAGCCUGGCAGAAGCAGCUCUCUGCGGACAAAGACACUCUGCAGAAGAAAGCUGUCAAGCGAGACGUGAAGCAGAUGAUCACUCUGGCCAAGCGGAAGCUUCGAGGAAAGCUUCUGGAAGCCAUGAGGCAUCGUCUGACCCAGAUGUCCCGACAGCAAGCUUUGCAACGUCUGGUGCCGAGAGCCUCUGAGAAGAAGCCCUCUGUCGUGAAGAAGGCCGUUUUGAAGCAGAAGAAAAAGACGGCCCUGGCCCACGCUGCGAAGGCUCUGGCGAAGGCCAAGGCUCUGGACGACAAGCCCUCCGGCGACUCUGCUUUGGUGCCUGGCCCUGCUCCUGCUGACCCCGUCUCUGCGAAGGCCUCUGAGCUGAAGGAGGCAACGAAGGGCCCUCUCUACGGCCGAGUCUGCAGGAUUCUGCGAGAGGACCACACCUGUGGCAAGUCUGGCAAGUGCUCCAUGCACAACCUUCUGACGAACCAGGUGUCUCUGCUUGGUGUAGGGGAUGCCUGUGCCACCGUGAUCCUCUCUGACAAGGAGGUCUGCGAGGCUUCUGGUGGGUUCUUUGCUGCGGAGCCUGUGGAACUGCUGAAGUUCAAGAAGUCUUACCCGCAGAUGCUUCUGGACCAGCAUCUUCGGUACGGCUGGGAACUUCUGCGGUACAAUCUGAGCGACUCCGACGAGAACUGGUUCCUGGAGAACAAGAUCUGCAUGGUGGACCCGAAGCUCUCUGGGCAGCUCCUCGGCGAACACGACCGCCCCGAGCUUCUGCGGGCUGCUCUGGACAGACUUCGUUCUGAGAACAAGCUGCUGUUCGUGCCUGUCUGGGGGAACUCUCCGAACCACUGGACUCUUCUGGUCCUGCAGCGAGAAGAGCUCUCAGAAAACUUCUCUGUGAAGUACCUGGACAGCCUGUCUGAGAAGCACGAGGAGUGCUCUGUGAACGCUGCCCGGCUUCUGUCUCUGCUUCUGCCGACAGAGACUCUGCCAGAGAGAAGCUGCUCUGGCACCCAGAAGUCUGACGAGUGCGGCUUCUGGGUUCUGGCCAACAUGCUCUGGAUCUGCUCGGGCCUGCUUCUGGAAGGACCCUGUGCUCGUGGGUCUCGCGGCAAGCUGGUUCUGGAGCUCAUGUCUGAGCUGAAAGGGUUUCUGGCUCAGCUGUCUGGGGAGCAGGCGAAGCUGGAGAAGGAGCUUCUGGGCAAAGAGAAGGAUCUGGAGAAGACUCUGAAGGCCAACCGGAUCCGGUCUGAGAAGCUGGCUGCGAAAUCUGGCAAGGACGCUGCCUCUGUUCUCAAGCUUCAGAAUCUGGCGAAGCAGCUCCUCUCUCUGAACAAGGAGCCUGACGCCUCUGAUCUGUCUGAGGAGGACAAGUCUCGGAUCGAGACUGUCCGUCUGACAGGUCUGGGCGUCUGUUCAAGAUGCCACUGGCAAAGUGGUUGUCUGGACUGUGAUCCUGCGAAGCUGGAGCGGUAUCUGCUGAACAGACUGCGUCUGGAGCUGGGUCUGCCACCUAAGGCAGCCUGA
Molecule: messenger RNA, 3963 nt
Organism: Symbiodinium sp. CCMP2592
Lineage: Eukaryota; Dinophyceae; Suessiales; Symbiodiniaceae
Source: the annotation of a GenBank genome assembly